Molecule: messenger RNA, 2655 nt
Organism: Anneissia japonica
Lineage: Eukaryota; Metazoa; Echinodermata; Crinoidea; Comatulida; Comatulidae
Product: SAC3 domain-containing protein 1-like
Exons: 9
Coding region: 32-1123 (363 amino acids)
Biological process (GO): centrosome duplication; spindle assembly
Cellular component (GO): centrosome; spindle; nucleus
Source: RefSeq, a predicted model, not a curated record
CUAAGUAAGAAAAAAAGAAUAAAAAUUGAUCAUGGCGGUUGUGCAAGGACAGUGUAUGUUUAUGUGUCCAGAGAGUGAACGAAAUUUAAGAGAAAUUCAACAUAGACUACAUCCAUUUGAGAUGGUUAAAGGAACAGAAAAUACUAAAAGACCUAAAGCUGACCCAGAGUCAACAGUUAAAGAAUACAGCAGACCAGCAGCUGGAAAGAAAGCGUUAGUGCUCUCUGACCUUCGACCUCCUGAAGUUCUCUAUAUCACCUGGUCAUAUCUAGUUGAGAGCAUUGCGAAUAAGACAGAUGUAGGCUAUUUGACUGUAUAUAACUUUAUCUUUGAUCGUCUGCGAAGUAUACGCCAAGAUGCUGUAAUCCAAAGAAGCGAGGGGCCUGAAAUUGUGGCAAUACUCGAGCAAGCUGUACGUUUUCUUCUUGCUAGUAGUUAUAGGUUAUGCAGAGAAGAUAUGAUGAAUUUUGAUACCAAGAUAUGCUUUGACCAUCUCAGUGAAUGCUUGAACAGGCUGUUGGUAUUCUACCACUUUUAUCCUGACUUUGCUAAAAACCAGGUCGAAUUCCAGUCUUUGCAUAUGCUGUGUAAUCUUGGUUCAUCUCAAGCUGUCUUGCAUAUUCUUGGUCUGCCUUUUCAUUUAAGGAACCAUAAAAGAAUCAAACUUGCUCUACAGUUAAAUAGUGCUUAUCUGGAGAAUAAUUUUGUAAAGUUUACACGGUUGAGUGAACAGUGUAAUUACAUAGAGAGCUGUAUUCUACACAGAUAUCGUACUUCGUUUUUAAUCUCAUCAUUAGCUGUCAUGAAUGUGGCUUACCACAGCAAAGCUCUGACUUUCCCAUCCUGUGUCCUAUCAGAAUGGCUUGGCUUUGACUCAACACAAGAAGCCAGUGCUUUCUGUAAGGAGUGUGGACUGACUAUCAAAAGUGACUCUGUUUGCUUCAUCAAAGGCUCAUUGAAACCUCAGUCAAAAAUGGCACACAAGAGAACAUUAUGUCACAAGUUAGUGGAUAGUAAGUUAAAGAAGAAUAUGUCAAUGUCCGAUAUCAUUAAAGGUUUUGGAUAUGAAAGAAAAGAAAGGAGUGAAAAACCAAUGCAAGAUAUGUGGGAUUAUGUAGAUUGAAAAAUAGCCAAAAAAAAUCUUGAUGAAGAGAACAAGAAUAAUACCAGUGGAGAUGGUGAAAGUCCCAACCAAGGUGAGCCUGAGGCUUACCUACUCUCAAGCCACCAGCAUUCCCAACUUGGCACCUUUGUGACCGCAAGAGAUUGUGAGCAACUUAAGUAUAGACCACAUUCAAAAAAGGGUUAAGAACCAAGGGCAUACACUACUUAAGGGGACAAAAAUCUCCAAGUGAUUGACACUGAUUUCCAAACUGUCACUAUGGUUGAGCAACAACAAUUUUUUAACCUAAUAAUGAUUAAAGAAUGGUGGAAUUAACGCUAGACAUUAUGAACAUGGAGAUCGUUUAAUCUCUAUUCUAUCACUGUUCUUUCUUUCCUCAGUUGCAGGUAGUGCCUGAAGUGCAAUGCAUAAACUUUUAAUAGAGACGUUUUGUUAAGUAAACAAAAAAAAUCUGUACACAAGUAUUAUUUUUUUUUUAUUACUGUUAUUGCAUAUUGUUCAUGUGUAUAGUAAAUGUACAUAUUUGGUUUGUAAAUAUUUCAUUUAAUUUAUAUAAUGUUUUUGCCUCACAGAUUAUCUGCAUAAAAUUCUCUUUUUUAAUGGUUUUGUUUUCAAGCAUCAGGUGGUGAAUGUAGAUAAGAGUAUUCUGGUUUUGAAAAAGUGUUAGUCAUGCCUUUCUACCUUGUUUAUUUAGGUAUGCUUUUAACAUAUUUUGUAGUGUCUUUGUUAGUUCGUAUACCUUUCAACUAUGUUCAAUUCCUUUAUUGAAGACUAAAUAAGUUUGUUGUAUUUUGCAUUUAUUGUGUCUACCUGAAAGAAGGUAAUGAAUUUUCAGAUUGUCAGGUUUAUGUUAGACACUUUAUAACAAUGUUAUACAUAUUUAAAGUUGUCUUUACUUUACUAUAGAAAAUGUGCAUACGUUGGCACCCUACCCACUGGAAAAAUUGUUCUGUCAUUUCUAGCACCACUCAUUUAACCCUGUCCAUUUCCCUACUAAACUCUAGCACCAUAAGACCUCCCCAUGAAAUACCUGUAGAUACUCCACUGCAUGUGCAACAUGGUAGACCAGAACCCAAAAUUUAGCAUCAUAUUUUUAAUUGUUUCUACAAGAGUUUCCUUGAUGUUUGUCAGUUUUAAACUUCAUCUUAUGAUGAAUUAUAUAUUAUUGGUUUUCUUAUACUGUACAUGUAGUACAUAUUAUUAUUGCAAAAAGCUCUGUUUUGUUAUAAGAAAGAGCAAAAAACUAAUGAAAUAACAUGUUUGUAAAAAUGGCGAUCAUUUAGAUAUUGCCUCAUUGUUUUAGUGGGUGGUAGAGAUUUUCUUGGAAUAUACUAUUACUGGAGAGUGGUUGGCCAAAAAAAAAUCUUGAAUGGGAAGUAUUGCAGCCGAACAGGCAUGUACAGUCUAGAAAUGGACAGUGACGCCUGUUCAGUGUACAUCUCGUUUGUACUGUGGCCGCGCUUGCUGUGAACAGGGCGAGUUUUAGUUGCUAUACUUUACUUAAAUAAAUGAGUCACUUUGCUCAUAAUGGA